AUGACCUCCAAGUCACGACUUUGCCCCGCCGUCACAAGCUCCAAUCCAGAGCGUCCGGGCCAGCGUACCCGCAAGCGAACGCGCGAGGUCAGCAUGAGCGCAGACGGUUAUGCUGAGUGUGCUGCAACAAGUGUCGAUCCGCCCGUCCUUGCGCUCGAAGGCGAUAUCACGGCAAGUCACCAGUACCUAGUGCAAAUAACAAGGUGACUCAAGGCAUGAGCUCAGGUUCGAGCGCUGACCUGUGCAUCCGUGAUGUCAUCGACCGCCCAUGACAUGGCUCGACAUGGCUUUUAUCAGAGUCCGUCCCCGUCUUCGUCGCCGUCCCAGUUGUCGUCAUGUUGGCCAUCGUCAUCAUCUCUAUCGGGCUCGAACUCAAGCCCUCCCACGAUCUGCGACCUGGACCCAGUAGUCACAGCUCUCCAGGACGGAACCGGCCACAUUAAGGAUUACGCUCUGCUCAAAGGCGUCAUCGUACCCCGCCUUUCGGUGCGCUCGGCGCCGGACUUGGUUGAGCAGGUAUUUGGAAUCGAUCAUCCGGCGUUCGAAGAGAUCUCACAACGUGCUCGCCAGUUAGGCAAACAGGUUCAGUCCGGCCAGGAUCAAGAUACCCAGGCCGAGCUCCGCAAACGCUUCCUGGAAGCCCACGACAGCAGUCGGGACCCGCGGCUUGAACCCUCGACCAGCCAGUUGGCCUGGAUGCAGGGGGUAGCACGACUUGUAAGUCAGGACGACGGAGACGCAGAUCGCCAUCGCUCCGUGAGCACGGGUGCUUGGAGGGCUAAGCCAACACCAGUCCCAUUUAUCUGACCGAGCUGGUAUUCAUCUGCGGUAGGCUCAGACCGAUUCCAAGCACGGGAAACAAUUCAAAGUCGCCGUUGCAACUGCCGAGCGACCGGCUCGGCUUUAUCUCAACGACAUUAUGGAGCGGCCAUUCGACUCUACGCAAGAGUCGGACAAGGAAGCGAAAGAGUGGACGCCUUUCUUGACAUGCUGCAAAGUCGAUUCGAGCUCAAAACGACUUUUGUGGAACCGCGUCCUGGUGCCGUGCGCGUUCGAUGCUUCCCCUCAGCGCUCUCAGUUACCUGGCGGUCCGGGGCCAUUUGCGCCCGAACUGGUCAAGGUAGUACUUGAUCUCACUCAGCAUGUGCUCUCGCAUCCGACCCGACUGUUCGCCCCUGGUCUGGCCGUCAACGAGAGGCAGGCAUACUUGGUCGUAUCGGAUCUAGAGACGUGCCGAGUCGCGACUAUUAUGGACUGCUGGGGUCAAGGCUUUGGCGAGCUAGCGGCGGUGCUCUCGAUUCUGCUUGACCUGGAUGUCUACUCGGCCGGGGUUUGUCCCUUUUUCGACUACACACACCACCCCACGAGCGAUAUCGCACCCGCGUCGUUACUCACGUCGGUCUUUGAGUCGUCCGUCGGUCGCACAGUCAAGUUUGAGGACAAGGAGCCGAUCGAGCUCUUGUCCUGCGCGAAGGGGGACGGCGGGCACCAUCUGUCCGGACGUUGCACGACGGUUUUUCAACUGACCCGCCCGAGCCUGUGCGCGCCCGCGACCGCUCCGGAGGCCUCGACUUUGUCGCCCUCGUUCGUCCUGAAAAUGCAGCUCGUCGGUCCGAGCUUUGUACGCGUCGAGUCAAACGUGCUUUGCAAGAUCAACGCCGCGCGCGACAAGGGUACUCUACUGCCGGCCGUGUUUGACCACCUGGCUGCGCUUGAAACUUCGGCGUCCGUCGCCCUUGACUCGGGCUUGCCAGUUGACGAUGGGGACCAGUCGUCAGCAGCAUCAAUGCCCGCAGCGAACAAGAGGAGCCGUGACGAAACCUGGCGCACCCCGCAUGCCCCAACACGACGUACACUCGAGCUCCUCGUCCUGCGCAACCCGUCGCCACUGCCACAGCCGCUCGUCCGGCGUCAUCGUGGCCAGCAAGAACUACCUCUUGCUCAAGUCUUCCAAGUCUUUGAUCAACUCCUGACGGUGCUGACCACGCUUCACAAGCUCGGCUUCCACCACCGCGAUCUUUCGCUCGGCAACAUUCUUCACUUUGAAGGCCACCUUGUACUCAUCGAUUGGGAUGGCGGUGUGGCGGCCGAUCCCGGAGCCUGGUUUGGCAUCGCAGCCCGAGAGGAAGGCCGCCUCCGGGUGACGGUGAAAAGCGCUCCUCGACAAGCGCUUCAGUGUAACUCGAUUGGGCUGGAUUACGUGCCUGAUUACAGGCUAGCACACGCGUUCGAAUCGGCUGUGUAUUGCCUGUUCCAAGUCCUGGCCUACCGCAUCAGGCCAGAGGACCCUGCCUGGGACUACUUCAACUUCCGAUAUCACUCCGCCCGCUCUGGUGCGCGUCCUGAUCAUCCUGAAGAACGGGAGGCGCAACUGGUGGACCGUCGGGCGAGUCUUUGGGGCGAGGGCGCGGGCAACGACGUGGAUCCGCAGCACAGGGAGCGUUUGAUCAACAUGAUCCGCCGUGAAGAUCCCGAGCUGGGCGAGUCGUUGGACUCGGUGACGCGGCUCUACCCAGUGAAGAUGACCUCGUUGAGGAAGCUGCCCCGAAGAAGGCUUUGCUGA
This is a messenger RNA of Microbotryum saponariae, 2563 nucleotides long. NCBI's taxonomy places the organism in Eukaryota, Fungi, Basidiomycota, Microbotryomycetes, Microbotryales, Microbotryaceae. The record is from the annotation of a GenBank genome assembly.